CUUGACGUACUGACCCUGGUCCGGUCUUGUCAAACUGUCACCGACACUGGGAUCUCACGUCGGCUGGCUACUGUCUCUCGGCGAUGGAGCGGAAAGUUGCUCGGGAAUUUAGGCACAAGGUGGAGUUGCUGAUUGAAAAUGAAGCAGAGAAGGAUUACUUGUACGAUGUCCUCCGCAUGUAUCACCAGUCGAUGGAUUUGACAGUGUUGGUGGGGGACCUGAAGCUGGUCAUCAACGAACCAAAGCGCUUGCCCUUGUUUGAUGCCAUCCGACCUCUCAUCCCACUCAAACACCAGGUGGAGUACGACCUGCUCACCCCCAAGAGGUCACGAAAGCUCAAGGAGGUGCGUUUGGAUCGCACACAUCGCGAUGGACUGGGCCUGAGUGUCCGAGGAGGGCUGGAGUUUGGCAGUGGUCUCUACAUAUCACAGAUUGUCAAAGACGGUCAGGCCGGGAAUGUUGGCCUUCAGGUUGGUGAUGAGAUUGUGCGCAUCAAUGGAUACUCCAUCUCCUCCUGUAUCCACGAGGAGGUUGUCAGUCUCAUCAAGACGAAGAAGAUUGUUUCACUCAAAGUCAGGCAUGUGGGGAUGAUCCCAGUGAAAAGCUCAUCAGAUGAACCCCUCAAGUGGCAGUUUGUUGACCAGUUUGUGUCUGAGUCAGGGGAGAAAAAAAGCAGCAUUGCAGGCUUGGCAUCCAUUGGAGGCAAAGAAAUCAAGGAGAAGAAGGUUUUCCUCAGCCUCGUGGGUACCAAGGGUAUGGGCAUCAGCAUUUCCAGUGGUCCAACCCAGAAACCUGGUAUCUACAUCAGUAACGUCAAGCCAGGCUCCCUUUCUGCAGAAGUUGGACUUGAGAUUGGAGACCAGAUAGUGGAGGUGAACGGGGUGGAUUUUACUAAUACGGACCACAAAGAGGCUGUGAGAGUCUUGAAGAGCGGCAGGAGUCUGACUAUUACGGUUCUGACAGGAGCUGGCAGGGAGCUGUUCAUGACAGAUGAGGAGCGUUUGGCAGCGGAGUCCCGCAGGGAGCUGGAUAGGCAGGAGCUGAUGCACCAGAAGAGGGUGGCACUGGAGACCAACAAAAUCAUUAAAGAGCAGCAGGAGAAGGAGAAGCAGAGAAAGAUGGAGAUCGCUCAGAAAGCUGCAGAGGAAGAGGAGCGCUAUAAAAAAGAGAUGGAGAAGAUUGAGGCUGUGGAGAGGGAGCACAGCAGAGAGUGGGAGGAGGACUGGGGAGCCAAAGAAAGACCCAAGAGUCCUAAGAGCCCACAACGCGCCCCACCUGAGACAAAAACCACCAAGGCCAAGAGUUCUCCGUUUGGCUGGUUGUAUCGAUAUGAGGGAAAACUGCCGUCACUCCGCAAGAAAGGAGAAAAGAAGAAGAAAAAGAAGAAAGGGUCCAACAUGGACACACUGCAGGAGCAGAGAAAGAACAAGAAGGAGAUGGAGUUUGAGCUGAAACUCGCCAAGGAGAAGGAAGAGAUGUAUGAACGAGAGAAGCAACUGAAGAUCAGUCGGCUGGUCCAGGAGGUCUCAGAGACGGAGAGAGAAGACCUGGAGGAGUCAGAGAAAGUGCAACACUGGGUGGAGCGUCUUUGUCAGACUCGGUUGGAGCAGAUAUCCUGCGUGGAGAAUGACUCCCCAGAGCCUCCAGAGAUGCUGAAACGGAUGGUGCCUUACAACUCGUCUUUUAAAUCAGACAGGAAACGACAAGAAUUUCAGAAAUACGAGGAAGAUUUUGAUCCCUACUCCAUGUUCUCCUCGGAGCAGAUAGCCGGGCGAGAUGUGAGACUGCUGAGAAUCAAAAAGACUGGACAGCUUGAUAUCGCUCUGGAGGGAGGUGCAGACUCUCCGUUAGGAAAGUUGGUGAUAUGUUCUGUGUAUGAAGGUGGCGCUGCAGAUAAGCACGGUGGCGUUGUACCCGGGGAUGAACUUAUGGCCGUGAAUGGGAAGAUCCUGGUUGAUGCCACAUUGACUGAGGGACAAAACUAUCUGGCUCGGGCCUGGAAUAGUGGAGGGGACUGGAUCGAUGUUGUGAUCAGUGUUUCCCCUCCGAAAGAAUAUGAAGAUGAAGUAACAUUCUUCUAGUCUCAUCAACAGCCUGCCAAGAAAACUACACUGAUUAAACAGCUUUUCACUGUUCACCUUUACGCUGAAGAUGGUCUUUUGUUUUUACUUAAAAAUUACUAUCACGCUCUUAUUAAGCCUUUUGUCAUGUGACGAGAUAUUGGCACCAUACAGUCAAUACACAUUCUCACUGCAUUCUCACUGUCUGGUUUUGUUGAAGGAUGAUCCAGUCAAUAUUCCGUUGACUCCAGUAAUCUUCCUCACAUCUUUCAAGCCAGAAAAUGGUUGACCUCAUUUAGAUCUGCACAGCCAUGAUCAUUCCCUUCAGACAUGUCUCAUCUGUCAGCAUAACAAAAAAGGGCAAGUUAAAACAUGCAAACUGUAAUCAAUAGCAGCUCUGUAAUCUUCUUUUCCAAAGCCUAAUAAAGCCCAAUCAUGAGUUUUUGUUGUGCAUA
Molecule: messenger RNA, 2515 nt
Organism: Perca fluviatilis (European perch)
Lineage: Eukaryota; Metazoa; Chordata; Actinopteri; Perciformes; Percidae
Gene: ush1c
Product: Usher syndrome 1C
Exons: 23
Coding region: 84-2081 (665 amino acids)
Biological process (GO): inner ear auditory receptor cell differentiation; inner ear receptor cell stereocilium organization; inner ear morphogenesis
Cellular component (GO): photoreceptor inner segment; stereocilia ankle link complex; plasma membrane
Molecular function (GO): protein binding
Source: RefSeq, a predicted model, not a curated record